This is a messenger RNA of Mugil cephalus (flathead mullet), 3450 nucleotides long. Its product is annotated as mucin-2-like. Gene Ontology annotation, biological process: cell-cell junction assembly. NCBI's taxonomy places the organism in Eukaryota, Metazoa, Chordata, Actinopteri, Mugiliformes, Mugilidae. The record is from RefSeq and is a predicted model, not a curated record. The transcript is spliced from 13 exons. The coding region runs from base 108 to 2819 and encodes 903 amino acids.
CUCUCAUCCUCAAGAUUCAAGGGUGUUCAGCACUGAAGCUUCGUCCACUCACAGCUCUCAGUGUCUGCCUGUCUGUUACUGGAGUUUUGUCCUUCCCUUUACUGAAAAUGGCUCCAAACAUCAAAUUCUGCUCUGUCCUAUGGAUAGUUGUUGCAAUUAUUGCAGUGACUCCAACGACAACAUUGGCUCAAACCGUAACAGUGACUCACACCGAAAUAGUAACUGCAACGGUGACUCACACCGAAGUAGUAACUGCAACAUUGACGCAAACAUUCACCGCAACGUUAAUUCCAACUACAGCAGAGAUAACUCCAACCAUAACCGAGACUCCAACCACGACCGUGACUCCAACCGCAACAGAGACUCCAACCACAACCUUGACUCCAACAGCAACGGAGACUCCAACUGUAACAGAGACUCCAACCACAACCGUGACUCCAACCGCAACAGAGACUCCAACCGCAACAGUGACUCCAACCACAACCGUGACUCCAACCAUAACAGUGACUACAACCACAACAGUGACUCCAACCACAACAAUGACCACUCCAACCACAACAGCUACAACUCCAACCGAAACAGUGACGACUCCAACCACAACAGUGACAACUCCAACCACGACAGUGACGACUCCAACCACAGCAGUUACAACUCCAACCGCAACAGUUACCACUCCAACCGAAACAUUGACCACUCCAACCACAACAGUAACCACUCCAACUACAACAGUGAUGACUCCAACCGAAACACUGACCACUCCAACCACAACAGUUACCACUCCAACCGAAACAGUGACGACUCCAACCACAACAGUGACGACUCCAACCACAACAGUGACCACUCCAACCGAAACAGUGACGACUCCAACCACAACAGUGAUGACUCCAACCACAACAGUUACCACUCCAACCGAAACAGUGACCACUCCAACCGAAACAGUGACCACUCCAACCACAACAGUUACCACUCCAACCACAGCAGUGACCACUCCAAUCACAACAGUUACCACUCCAACCGAAACAGUGACUCCUCCAACCACAACAGUUACCACUCCAACCGAAACAGUGACGACUCCAACCACAACAGUGACCACUCCAACCGAAACAGUGACCACUCCAACCACAACAGUGACCAGUCCAACCGAAACAGUGACCACUCCAACCACAACAGUGACCACUCCAACCGAAACAGUGACCACUCCAACCACAACAGUUAUCACUCCAACCGAAACAGUGACCACUCCAACCACAACAGUGACCACUCCAACCGAAACAGUGACCACUCCAACCGAAACAGUGACCACUCCAACCACAACAGUGACACCUCCAACCACAACAGUGACCACUCCAACCACAACAGUGACAACUCCAACCACAACAGUGACCACUCCAACCGAAACAGUGACCACUCCAACCACAACAGUGACAACAGUGACCACUCCAACUGCAACAGUGACCACUCCAAACGAAACAGUGACGACUCCAACAACAACAGUUACCACUCCAACCGAAACAGUGACGACUCCAACCGAAACAGUGACCACUCCAACUGAAACAGUGACGACUCCAACUACAACAGUGAUGACUCCAACCGAAACAGUGACGACUCCAACCACAGCAGUGACCACUCCAACUGACACAGUGAUCACUCCAACCACAACAGUGACGACUACACCCACAACAGUGACUCCAACAACAAGUCUUCCAGGUACUACAACAGCUCCAGGUACUACAACAACAGUUCCAGAUCCAUGUGCUUCAAACCCUUGUGGUAAAGGAAGCACGUGUGAGGCUCGAGCUAAUCAAGGCUUCAUAUGCUUGUGUCUGGCUGGUGAUAACUACAACAACAAAACCCGCCGUUGUGAGAGUGCCAAAGUUUUCCCUGGACACAUAAACCUGCCUGCAAUAGCAUUUGAGAAGGGCAUGUUAAACAAGACAUCACCAGUGUUCAAAAGGACUGCAGACAAUAUUACCCAAGAGCUGGAUGACAUUUUCAGAUUUGAUACUACUUACAUUCGAUCUAUAGUUCUGAAACUGUGGCCAGCUGACAACAGGCAAUUUAGGGAGUUGGUUGGCAUCAAUGCGUCAAUAGAGAUCAUCUACUCACCAGAAUCCAACAUCACAACAACAGGGGUUGAAAGCGUUUUGGAGAAGGCUGGCGAACGCCCCAGCGGUCCACUGGCAGGGUCAAGUUAUGCUCCGGUAAACGUGUGUGACAAUGAUCCAUGUGAAGGAGCAACCACAAAAUGCUCGUCAGAAGAUGGUGUUUUCAACUGCACCUGUACAGCUGACUACGUUCCGAGCAUGUACAGUAACAGAAAAUGUGAUGCUUGUCCCCCUGGACAAAAAGCAGAUAAUUCUAAGUGUGUCAGUUGUCCAUUUGGUCAUUCUGGUCUUAACUGCAAUGAAACAUGGCAGUUCACCCUGGUGAUCGUCGGCUCCGUGCUCGGUGCAAUUCUGCUCAUAGCCCUCGUUCUUCUGCUGUUAGUCAGUCACAUGUCUUCGAAGAAAAAGUCGAAGACAAACACGACUGGAUUCUUUGGAAAUGUCUUCGUCAACCAGCCUACUUCCAAGGCACCAUUGAGCAAUGUCCACGCAGUCCACAGCCAGGGGUCAGCCACUGGCUUGGCAGCUUAUACCCAGAGUGGGGUUGUUAGACUUCCACGGGCAAAGGUCGAUGACACUUGGAACAGCAACACCAACCUGGAGAUGACUGCCAGCCACAAUCGGCAAAACCUUGUCCCUGCAGGGAGGAACAACAUCAGUGACCAGAGCAGGGGCUACAACAACCCUUACUACACGCGAGACAAUGAGAAUUAACUUCUCAAAGACCGAAAGUGAUCUAAUUUUUUUCCCACCAUGAAGUUUGGGAUAUGAUAUCUCUUUACAAAUUUAUCUCAUUUAUUUCUGUUGCUGUUAAUGAAUACUUCUGUGUUAAAAUGUGCAAUCACUGGACAUUUACUUUAUUUAUUUCUGUUUAUUAAGGCUAUCAUAUUUUGCGAGUUAUUGUUUUCUCCUUUUAUGCAAAUAUAUAUUCUAUACGUUCUUUCUGUCAGUUUUGUUUUGUCAGCAUGUUUGGUAAAUGUGUCUUUAAGACUAGUGCAUUGAUUUUGAGUUUGAUGACAAUCACCGCCAUCUAGUGGCGUAGAGCAGAAGCAGCAAGUGAGUUUAUAUUGGGAGCAAGAGGGCAGCCAAGGAGUUCUCAAAACAUGUCUGUCCUGUGUGUUGUGUCUGCUGAUUUCCUCACUUGUACUUGAGAACGGCAUAAUCUGUAAGUUCAGUGUAAAAUGAUUUUUGGUUAUGGAUGCCUUCAUUUGUGUUUUUAAGGUCAACUAAAACAUAGAAACAUAGAAAUAGUUUUCUAUCUGGUAUUUAUGUUUCUACAUUGAAUUACAAACAACAAAUGGUACACCAGUAAAGCUCAGAAGAACACAACACAAGUCUCACAACA